AUGUCUACCUUCGGAUUUGAAACAACCGGUGAUGAGAUCGCCGCCAUCUGCUCCAACGCGAUUCGAGGCAAAGUUGUCCUCAUAACCGGUCCAUCUUGUGGAAGCCUUGGUGCUGCGUUCGCCGAAACUAUUGCUCCACACGGCCCAUCAUUGAUCAUUCUUGCCUCUCGUGACACUUCUAAGCUCGAACCAGUCGUUGCUGCAAUUAAAUCCAUUGCACCCACCGUGGCCACCCGUGUCCUCAAGCUCGACCUUGCCUCCCAAGAAAAGAUUCGCGAGGCCGCCAGCGAAGUCAACAACUACGAUGAUGUUCCACACAUUGAUGUGCUCAUAAAUAGCUCAGGUAUUAUGGCAGUGCCGUACAGUCAAACCACUGAUGGCAUCGAGCUUCAAUUUGGAGUAAACCAUCUUGGACACUUUCUUUUCACAAACCUGAUUAUCAACAAGCUGGUUUCAGCAGAUGGAAGCCGGAAAAGCCGCGUGGUGAACGUUUCGAGCAACGGUCAUGAAUUAUCUCGUGUGAGAUUCGAGGACUGGAACUUUGAGCAUGGCCCUUACAAUCGGUGGUAUGCUUAUGGUCAGUCAAAGUCAGCGAACAUGCUAUUCUCCAUCUCCCUUGCUGCGCGAUUUGCGAAUAAAGGACUUAUAUCAGUAAGCCUUCAUCCGGGAGUAAUCCGCACUAACCUCAGUUCUCACCUUGAAGAAGCUGCUUGGCCUGAACUUGCCGAGAUUGGACGCAAUCUUGCCUUGACUAAGUUCCGCAGCUUCAAUGCCAAGAGUCAACAGCAAGGUGUCGCAACCUACGUCUUCGCAGCAUUUCAUGAUUUUAUAUCGAUGCAUGUUAAUGGAAGAUACCUUGAAGAUAGCCAAGUCUUGGAUCUCGAAGAAUACAAGUGCUGGGGCCGAGACCCUACAGACGCAGAAAGAUUGUGGACUCUAAGUGAGAGACUUGUUAGACAGGAAUUUAGGUACUAA
This is a messenger RNA of Penicillium longicatenatum, 975 nucleotides long. RefSeq lists its product as uncharacterized. The record is from RefSeq and is a predicted model, not a curated record. The transcript has 4 exons. NCBI's taxonomy places the organism in Eukaryota, Fungi, Ascomycota, Eurotiomycetes, Eurotiales, Aspergillaceae. The coding region runs from base 1 to 975 and encodes 324 amino acids.